Ruditapes philippinarum (Manila clam) is the source of this 2035-nucleotide messenger RNA. Its product is annotated as all-trans-retinol 13,14-reductase-like. The transcript is spliced from 12 exons. The record is from RefSeq and is a predicted model, not a curated record. Bases 58 to 1977 code for a protein of 639 amino acids. Lineage: Eukaryota; Metazoa; Mollusca; Bivalvia; Venerida; Veneridae.
AACAGGCGCUUUUAUUUAAAGCGUCUAGUAACUUAGAGCAACAAAAUAUUUGCAGAAAUGGCAGUGGGAUUUUCUGGCGUAGUCAGCUUUUUCAACUACCUUAUAUAUAACCCAUGGGUUUUGUUUCUUCUAUUCCUACUGUACUGUUUCAUUUAUGCAUUGUCAAUUUUUAUUUCGGGACCUAAACCUGGAAGAAAUCCAUUUUCGGUCGGCCAUGUUCGCCCACCCAAACCAUUGGUAACAGAUCAUAACCUGAGAAAUAAAGUUUUAAAACAAAGAUUUAAAGUCCAGAGAGUUCCAGAAAAUAUAGACACAAUCAUCAUUGGUAGUGGUAUAGGAGGUCUAUCUACAGCAGUGCUACUAGGAAGGGCAGGAUAUAAAGUGUUAGUUUUAGAACAACAUGACCAGGCUGGGGGCUGCUGCCAUACCUUUGUGGAUAAAGGUUAUGAGUUUGAUACAGGUAUACAUUAUGUUGGUAAAAUGAUGGAUGGAGACAUGACUAGAGUACUCACUGACCAGAUUACUGAGGGACAGGUUGUCUGGGAACCAAUGGAUAAAGAGUUUGACUCCGUUGCCCUUGGAGACCCAAGUAAAUCUACACUGAAAUGGUUCACACUGACAUCUGGCUCUAGGCAAGAGUUUGCCAACCAUCUUAAAAAACAGUUUCCUGAUGAAGAGGCGGCAAUAGAGAAAUUCAUGACACUGUUGAAUGAUUGUAGAGGGGCGUUUAUGGGUAUAAUGAUUCCCAAGAUGAUGCCGUUGUGGUUAGCCAAGUUUGUGAUACAGACAGGGAUAUAUCAGCUUUUUAUGCGCAAGUUUAUGAAACUCUCUAAACUAACGUUGAAGGACGCUCUGGAUGGCAUGACUGAUGAUGCAGACUUUAAAGCGGUUGUGUCAUAUAUAUUUGGUGAUAUAGGUGUGUUGCCUAGUGAGUUAAGUGUUGUGAACUACGCAGCUUUGAUCAACCAUUACCUGCCAGGUGCCUUCUAUCCAUUAGGUGGUACUAGUGAGAUCGCAUUCCAGAUUGUUCCAAUCAUAGAGAAGUAUGGGGGACGUGUUUUUGUUGAUGCACCUGUCACCCAGAUAUUGUUAAAUGAUAAAGGAAAAGCACAUGGUGUACGUAUAAGAAGAAAUAACAAUGACAUAGAUUUGUUUGCUAAGAGGAUAAUAUCAGACGCAGGUGUAAUCAAUACAUUCAAACAUUUGCUACCUCAGGAAGUGGCCGUUAAAGCUCCAUUAUACAAAUACAUCAAUGGAAUUGGUCCAAGUGUGUCAUGCCUUACUGUGUUCGCUGGUUUCGAGGGUACAAGUUCAGAGCUAGGGCUUAAUAAAGGGAAUACCUGGGCAUUUAUGCAGAAUGAUCUAGAACAGGAGUUAAAGACAUAUGUUUCAAUGAGUGUAGAGGACGCAGCAGAUAGUGACUGUCCCCUCAUGUUUAUAUCAUUCCCGUCUGCUAAAGAUUCAGCCUGGGAGGACCGAUUUCCAGGAAAAUCAGUAGCUUUGUUGAUAACCUUGUUACCAUGGCAAUGGUUCAACAAAUGGGAAGGUGGGAGAGUAAAGCAUCGUGGGGAUGAUUAUAAUGAUCUCAAGGAGAGAAUCGCCAAACAGAUGUGGCGGCAGUGCGAGCAACUGUUCCCAAAACUAGAGGGAAAGCUUGCAUAUCUUGAUGUUGGUUCACCAUUGUCCAACAAAUAUUAUCUUGGACAGCCAGAAGGCGAAAUGUAUGGUCUUGGCCAUGGAUUACAAAGGUUUGAUCCAGAAAUGUCCAUGCACCUGAGAGCUGAAUCAGGGAUCCCAGGACUUUGGCUUACCGGACAGGACAUUGUCACAUGUGGAUUCAGUGGUGCUUUACAUGCUGGUGUGAUUACAGCAUCUAGAAUUCUACAUAGAAAUCUUGUCAAUGACCUCACAGCUGUUACCAAGGAAACCAGAAAGUUGAUGAAAAUGACAAGUGCGAAUGGGAAAAAAACAAAUUGACAUUGUUUUGUUUUAUGUAUCAAUAAUUUGUUCCAUGGGUUGUGUUACGGUUAUAAAA